This is a messenger RNA of Xiphophorus maculatus (southern platyfish), 1859 nucleotides long. RefSeq names its product gastrula zinc finger protein XlCGF8.2DB-like. Gene Ontology annotation, molecular function: RNA polymerase II cis-regulatory region sequence-specific DNA binding; DNA-binding transcription factor activity, RNA polymerase II-specific. Bases 126 to 1202 code for a protein of 358 amino acids. The transcript has a single exon. The record is from RefSeq and is a predicted model, not a curated record. NCBI's taxonomy places the organism in Eukaryota, Metazoa, Chordata, Actinopteri, Cyprinodontiformes, Poeciliidae. Gene Ontology annotation, biological process: regulation of transcription by RNA polymerase II.
AAGAGGAACCAGAACCUCUGCUAGGAAUACAGAAACAAGAGGAACCAGAACCUCUGCAGAUAAAACAGAAACAAGAGGAACCAGAACCUCUGCAGAGAAUACAGAAACAAGAGGAAACAGAACAUAUGCAGAUAAAAGAGGAACCAGAACCUCUGCAGAUAAAACAGGAACAAGAGGAAACAGAACCUCAAGAGUUCAAAGAGGAAGAGAAGCAACUCUGCAUCAGUCAAGAUGAAGAGCAUCUUGUGCUGAAACAGGAGACUGAUGACAUUUUGUUGAUGCCUUCUAAAGUGCAAAGAAUCCACAAUGAAACAGAACCACAGAGGAACCAACUCAUCUCUCAUGACUCUGCUGAGGAUGACAACCAGGAUCAGGAAGGAAGCAGUUCUGACGAUCCAGAAAAAAAGAGAGAUGAAGAACAGAAACAAAAAGAGAGAUGUCAGAAAAAGAAACAGCAGAAAAGUAAAACUGACAGUUCAAAACAAAAAAGGCAAAAGAAAGCUCACCCAGACCAAAAAUUACAUUCCUGUAAAAUUUGCAAUAAAACCUUUUCUGUAAAAAAUACUCUGACUCAACACAUGAAAAUUCACACAGACGGAGAACAGUUCACCUGUUCAAUGUGUAGAAAACAAUACAGUUCAAAGGACGCUUUAAAGAAACACAUGAGAUAUCAUCUUGAUGUGCCUUACACAUGUACGAUCUGUAAAAAAGUAUUUCCCAGUAAAAAUGUUUUAAUUGAUCACAUGCAGACUCACAUGGGUAAGAAGGGACAUACAUGUGUGACCUGUGGAAAACAUUUUAAUUUCAAAAAUAGGUUAAAUCUUCACAUGAGGAGUCACACAGGCGAGAAACCUUUUUCAUGUACAAUUUGUGGAAAAGAAUUCAGUCGAAAAGGAGCUUUAAAUUGGCACAUGAGAAUUCACACAGACGAGAGGCCUUUUCCAUGUACACGCUGUGACCAAAGGUUCCGCAGUAAACACAAUUUAAUCUGUCACAUGAGGUCUCACACUGGUGAGAAGCCUUUUUCAUGUAAGAUCUGUGGAAAACACUUUGGUUACCAAGGUUAUGUAAAUAUUCACAAGAGGAUUCACACGGGUGAGAAGCCUUAUUCAUGUAAGAUCUGUGGAAAAAGUUUCACUCAAACCUCUACUCUUUCUGUACACAUUCAAACUCACAGGGAAUUAAAACUUUAUUCUGUGUGAUUUGUGGAAGACCUUUCCAGUUUAAAUCUAAUUUACUUUUUCAUAUGAGAACUCACACAGGUGAGAGACCUCUCUUGUGUGACGUGUGGAAAAAGUUUCACUCGGAUAAGCAAUUUCACUGUUCACAUGAAAGAGCACAUGGCAUAAUUUGAACCUUGAAUAUCAAUAUUCUCAGUAACUUGCUGUUUGAAAGCGCAGUAAUUAUAGCUGGGUGACAUUUUGUAAAUGUAGCAGCUUUGUUAAAAAAAACAUUUCAAAUGGAUUUAGCUGAAAUACUUUGAAGAAAUAAUCUUUUUCUGGUAGUUUUAGAUUUUCAUUUAAAUGUUUAUUUUUAAGUGAGAUUGUCUCCACGUUAAUUGUUUCUUAAUAAAAGUGAAUUUGAAUGCAUUUAGAGUCAUUGUAGAUUUGUUGCACUUGUACUUUGUUUUACUUUAAUGAUUUUGGUUAGUGUAUAGAUGCUAGCUGUUACUGAAUGCAAUGUUUGCGCUGGUAGGUUACAAACUGAUUGGAAACAUACUUGUCUAUAUUUGAAUCUGAAUAUCAGUUUUUUAUUAUGUUGUCUUUGUUGCUCAAAGAAUAGUGUCGUUAAUUUAUAAAUCACUGAACAACCUAGCACCACAAUACAUUAAAGAGCUGUUGUUGUCAUAGCAACCCUCC